Messenger RNA from Acipenser ruthenus (sterlet), 4955 nucleotides. Its product is annotated as serine/threonine-protein phosphatase 4 regulatory subunit 1-like. The record is from RefSeq and is a predicted model, not a curated record. Gene Ontology annotation, biological process: protein dephosphorylation. The coding region runs from base 167 to 3220 and encodes 1017 amino acids. The transcript is spliced from 20 exons. Gene Ontology annotation, molecular function: protein binding; protein phosphatase regulator activity. Lineage: Eukaryota; Metazoa; Chordata; Actinopteri; Acipenseriformes; Acipenseridae.
UUUUUCCUGUUACAGUCCGCUAGAUGGUGUAAUGGUUUAUGCAGCGGAGUUGAAACGCGACGUUUCUUUCCACCCUUCGCCUGCAGGCUUGCUGUUUUUCUUUUCUCAGUCCCUCCAGUUGUUUCCUGAGUCACAAAGGCCACUUUAAAUGUAGCACCAGGACAAGAUGGCGGAUUUAUCCCUGCUUCAGGAAGAUUUGCAGGAGGAGAUUGACGGAUUUGGUGUGGAUGACUACAGCUCAGAGACUGAUGUCAUUAUUGUACCUUCAGCCCUGGACUUUGUUUCACAAGAUGAGAUGUUGACGCCUCUGGGAAGACUGGAUAAAUACGCUGCAAGUGAAAACAUCUUUAACAGACAAAUGGUGGCUCGGACUUUACUGGAUACUUUAAAGGCAGUAAGUGAGGAUGAGAGGGACUGCAUCGCUGUGCUGGAGCGGGUUAGCAGACUGGCAGAUGAUUCGGAGCCGACAGUGCGAGCUGAAUUAAUGGAGCAGGUCCCUCAUAUAGCUAUUUUCUGCCAAGAAAACAGGCCUUCCAUUCCUUAUGCUUUCUCCAAAUAUUUAUUACCGAUUGUGGUUGCAUACCUUGCAGACCAAAAUAAUCAGGUUCGAAAGACAAGUCAGGCAGCACUACUGGUGCUGCUAGAGCAGGAACUCCUUGAGAGAUACGACAUUGAGACCAAAGUGUGUCCGGUCCUCGUGGACCUGAUAGCCCCCGACAGCAACGAUGAUGUGAAAACAGAAGCCAUGGCCAUAAUCUGUAAAAUGGCACCUAUGGUGGGGAAAGAUAUCACAGAACGACUCUUCCUCCCCAGGUUUUGUGAGAUGUGCUGUGACUGCAGGAUGUUUCAUGUUCGCAAGGUAUGUGCAGCCAAUUUCGGAGACAUCUGUACUGUGGUGGGCCGAGAGGCUACAGAGGAGUUGCUGCUGCCCCGGUUCUUCCAGCUCUGCUCUGAUAACGUGUGGGGGGUACGGAAAGCCUGUGCAGAGUGCUUCAUGACUGUUUCCUCUGCAACGUCUCAGGGAGUCCGAAGGACAAAGCUCUCCUGCCUCUUUAUCAACCUCAUCAGCGACCCCUCCAGAUGGGUUCGACAAGCUGCCUUUCAGUCUCUUGGCCAGUUUAUCUCUACGUUUGCGAACCCUGCAAGCUCUGGUCAGUAUUUCAAAGAGGAAGAGGAGCCAGAAGCCACUACCAGCACACAGCUCCAUAGCAGUUCUGAAACAGAGACACCAGCAGCAGAUUCAGAGCCCAAAGUGCCUUCUUCUAAUUGUGGGGUCAGCAUUUGUGGGGAAGAUGCAGCCACUGAGACUGAGGUGAAUGGCCAACGCUGUUGCAAGACGGGAGAGAACUCACAGUCUUCUGAGCUAUUGCAGAACACCCAGUCUCGGGCGACGGAGGAGAAACCCCAGUGCUGUGAGACAAGGGAGAGCGAGCCAUGCUGUGACAUCAAAAACCAUUGGUGUUGCCGAAUAGAAGAGGACCAGCAGUUCUGUGACUCAACAUCAUCUAGCAACCAACAAGGAGAGGAGGAGGAGGACAGCCAAGUGUUUCCGUCUCUACAGGACUCUGCUGCACAGAACUGUGGGGGAACCACUUGUGAGAGCCAGCCUUUAUUCUAUACUUCCAGUCAUUCAAAACCAGCAGACAUCAGCACCACCUCCUCCUCCUCCUCCUCCAAUACACUGUCAGGGACCAUCUCUAAGGAUAAACCCAUCCCUGAGCAUGAACUGUACAACUCAUUCCAUUACUGGAGGAAUCCCCUCCCCCUCAUCGACCUGGAGCUGGAGCUGCAGCAGGCGCAGGAAGCCCAAGAGACACAGAAGGGAUUCCCAAAGCCCCUUUCGCCACGGAGCCCAUUGUCUUCCAUCAGCCCAGCCCGGAGGAAGGAGCUGGAAGAAAUGAUAGAGAAUCUUGAGCCGCACGUCGAUGACCCUGAUGUUAAAGCACAAGUUGAUGUGUUGACUGCCGCCCUGAGAGCCUCAACGCUGGAAUCCCAGCUGGAAAACUCUACCCACGAGCCUUUUGAUAACAGGAUUGAGACCCAGAGGGAAGCAGCCACCCCAGACCACUUCAGUACAGAUGCAGUGCCUUUAAUCACCGACACAGCAGAUAAAGAGCAGAGCCUUGGAUCCACCCUGGGGUUCAUCCACCGGGACCAAUCAGAGAUGAGCGACUGCAGCCUCAGCCCAGAGGAAGAGAGGAAAUGCAAACAGCAGGAUGUUGUACCUCAGGCCCUGCUAGACCAGUACCUGUCCAUGACAGAUCCCUCUCGAGCUCAGACUGUAGAUACUGAGAUUGCCAAACAUUGUGCUCACAGCCUCCCCGGAGUGGCACUUACCCUGGGCAGGCAGAACUGGCACUGUCUGAAGGACACCUAUGAAACCCUGGCCUCUGACAUGCAGUGGAAGGUGCGAAGAACACUAGCCUUCUCUAUCCACGAGCUGGCCAUCAUCCUGGGAGACCAGCUAACUGCAGCAGACCUCGUCCCCAUCUUCAAUGGCUUUCUCAAAGAUCUGGAUGAAGUUAGGAUAGGAGUCCUCAGGCACUUGUAUGACUUCCUAAAGCUGCUGCACAAGGAGAUGAGGAGGGAAUAUCUUUACCAGUUGCAGGAGUUCCUGGUCACGGACAACAGCAGAAACUGGCGCUUCAGAGCAGAGCUGGCUGAGCAGUUGGUUCUGCUGCUGGAUCUCUACUGCAGCAAAGAUGUAUAUGAUUAUUUGAGGCCUUUAGCAUUCAGCCUUUGUACGGACAAAGUUUCUUCGGUCCGCUGGACCUCUUAUAAGCUGAUUCGUGAGAUCAUAAGAAAGCUUUCUUCAGAUUCAGCAUUGGUUGCAGAUUUCAUGGCUGAGCUUGUCGCUAAUUUCUGCCACUGCCCUAAAUGGUCGGGUCGCCAGGCUUUUGCCUUUGUCUGCCAGUCUGUGAUUGAAGAUGACUGCGUCUCCAUGGACCUGUUCGCUGAGCACAUGCUGCCUCCACUCCUACAGCUGGCGUGUGACCCUGUUCCCAACGUCCGAGUCCUCCUCGCCAAAAUCCUCCGGCAUAGCCUUCUAGAAAAAGACUAUUUCAUACACUCUGCCAGCUCACACCAGGAAGCCUUGGAGCAGACCUUGAUGGCACUCCAGAUGGAUCUGGACAAGGACGUCCAGUACUUUGCCAGCGUGCACCCUGCCAGCACCCGUUUAGCUGACGAUGCCAUGAGCACAACCUCUUCCACAUACUGAGCACCCCCAGCCAAUUCCCAGCAGCAUUGCCUAUACGCUGCUGUCCCUAGGAAGAGCUCCAGAGGGCAGCAGGAUAGAGAUGAUGGAGAGACUUCACCCCACCCCACCCCACCUACCCACAGGUCUACAAGGAGAGAAUUUCUCUCUAAACUACCUGAGAAAGGGUGGCAGUUUAGCCACACAGUGAAUACUGGCACUACAGUAGCACAGCCACUUUGGAAUGACUAAGAAUGCUUAGAGAGGGCAUGUGUCACAGACAUCUACCUGAAUCUGUCUCUCUUUCCCUCUCUUUUUACUUGAUAUUGCUUUCCCAAUUUUAUUUUCUUGCCACAGAAGCCUUAAGAGAGUCUUCCUAAAAUUAAAAAAUAUAUACUUGAAUGCUUAGAGCGGGUUUGGUUAAAGAAAGAAGAUUUCACUUCUCAUAUCAUUCCUCGGUGUAAAAAUGUGUUGUUUUUUUUGGGGGGGGGGGAUUUUUUUAACAGUUAUUCUUAGCAGCAAAGGCCAGUAAAACAGAGCUUUAAAAAUAGUCUAAUUUACAGUGUAGUUUUUGUCUUAUCUGUGUAAAUGACUUCAUCACAAGCUGCAUAGAGUGUACAGUCCUCGCCUUCUGUGAACUCAAGAAUUGUUUGGAAAUGUAGCACAGUUCUUAAGGGCUUAGCGCUGCAAUGUUAUGUUUUUAAACUCUAAUGCAGCACAUUGCUGUACCCAUGUGCAGAACCAAUGAGGAGUUGGUUGUGUAUUAUUGAUAAAACUGUUUUUUUUUUGUUUUUUUUUUUAAAGCUGCCACGUUGAGUAAAUAAAAAUAAAUAAAAGGGUAAGCACAUAUACUUGAAGUCAGGUAUUUGAACUUGAUCAUGAAAUACUGCACCUUCUAUUUUGCUUUUCCUUUCGAUUAUCUUCAUGUUCUGUACAUAUCUACGGGCCAUCAUUACGAUAGUCUUUGGCCAUGUUUUUUAUUGUGAUACAAGUUUGUUCUCUACCUGUCCAAAUAAAAUAAAUGCAGACAGUGCUGUUGGCUUUAAAGUUCACUACAUUGCUGUUGAACCAACCAGUCCUUGUAAACAGCACAACUGCCAGCAAUAAUACAAAUUUCUUGAUAUGAAUCAGAUCUAACCAACUUCACUAUAUAGCAUCCCUGUCAACUAGUUUAAUGCAUUAGUUAUGUAAGGCUGUUUUCACUUUACAUUUUUGAGCAGGACAUUGACUGUUGCUGUUGAUGUACUUAAUAGGUACAGGAGAUGUAAUACUGCUAAAGGUUUUUUGAAGUGAUUUAUCCUUCCACUUGACAUUGAACUACAUAUUUUUUCUCUUAAUAUUUCUGAAAUACAACGUUCUGUUUGCGUGAUGGUGGGCCCAGUAUAUAAAUACAUAAUGGCCCACAAUCAUUUCAAUUUUACUCCUAAAAUAUCAUGUUUCCUUGGUGUGUCUACUGUGUUUUUCACGGGCUUGUACUUCUGACCAAUGCAGAUACUGGCAGUCUGGUUGGUUUACAAUAGCCAAUUAUAGUGUUAGCUAUACAUGCUAUUUGUCCUGUAGCAGUUGGAGCUAUUUCCGAGCAAAACUGAUAUAUUUAUUUUAAACACAUCUUGGGCAGUACUACUAAAAUAAUUGGUCCAAUUUCUGUAAACUGUUACAUCCUCUAAAAUAAUGAGUCUCUUAAUGAUGAAAACCCUCAAGGCUGUGGUGUGUCUUUCAAUAAAAACAUUCCGAAGCGGGUUAUUUUUUUCUAUUUUAA